Molecule: messenger RNA, 3189 nt
Organism: Babesia bigemina
Lineage: Eukaryota; Apicomplexa; Aconoidasida; Piroplasmida; Babesiidae
Exons: 2
Coding region: 1-3189 (1062 amino acids)
Source: RefSeq, a predicted model, not a curated record
AUGAUGGCGACGAAAAUGGCCGCCGAUGUCAAUCAGAGUAAAGAGGCGUUAAAACAGUUAGACAACAACGCACAAAACAUGUUAACGCCGCCGUUAAAUUCAAUUCAUCAAGCCGUUGAUGCUUUCACUAAAUCAGCCGAAAAUAAUGACUUGCAGGUGUUGAACACGACAGUGAGAGAGCAACUUGCCAAUUUGAAAACGCUGCUCGAAGGUGAAGUCGCGGCGCGUGUGAACGAGAUGGCGACGAAUAUAGAUAAUGCUUUUGAAAAGAAAAUCCAUGGUCCACUGAAGCAAAUUAAUAGCGAAUUGGGACGAGUGAAAGUUGCGUUGGAGGGAUGGAUAUCCAAGGCCAAGAAGGUUGUUAAAGCCGCUAUGAAUAAGUGUAAUGAAAUUAUUAAGAAACUGGAUGGUACAACUGGAACGGAUGAUCCAGAGAAAAGAAAAGCGGUAGAAAUCGCAGCCGAAGCUUUAAGAGCAAAGGCACAAAAACUUUUCGAUGCUGCGGACAGCGUUAAGAACGAAAUCGGCUCAUGGGUUGGCAACGCGACGGGAAAAGUUGGCGACCUUGAUUUGGCAUUGCGGAAGGAUCUAUAUGACAUUAAAAAUUCAAUUAAGGAAUCAAUGUGGGAUUAUAUUACUGUCGACAUUCUGCCGCAAUUUAAUGUAGUUAAGGAUAAGGUAGGAGAAAAUGAAACGCGUAAAACAAAGGAUGCAGGUAAUAUAAAUCAUAAUUGGGAGGAGUUGAAAAAGAAAAUUACGGAGUAUAGUAAUGAUAUAUAUAAACAUGAAAUGAAUGGUGUAUCAGGUCAUAUUGCAAGAAUUAUUACCAAUAUGGGUACGUACGCUGGUAAGUUCACUGAAGAGGGAUUUAAGGCAACUGUAAAGGAAUGGAUUAUAAAUAUUGUGAACGACGAAAAUGAAUACGUGAAUGAUAAGCUACAAAAAUAUUUGGAGAACAACUAUGGUCAGGUGAGUCAUACUUAUAAAAAUGCCGACGGCACCAAUGAUAUAACUGAUACAUUCAGAAACCUGAUUGCACAGGUGAUUGUACAAAAGCUUCAAAACGAAGUAAUUAAGGAUAUAGAUCGAAUGGUCACACCUUUACUUGAAGCUGCCGAUGACAAGAUUAAUCAGUACCUCCAAGCUGUUCAAAUGGGUUGUGAUCAAUUAGCCGGCGGACUCGAGGGUGUGAUUGAAGCUAAAAGAGUUGCUCAGAUGAGUUACGAUGAUGUAGCCGGGGAGAUAGAGACAAUAAUCACAACCUCAAAAAACACUGUUCCAUCUCUUGCGAGAUCACAUCUUGCUGAGGCUGUAAGAAGAAUCAUGAUUGCGCUUACUCUCAUAGCCAGACAUACUGGCAACGAACUUAAGCGAAUUCUUGAUACGUCCAAUCUCGACGAACUCACAUUGGGGGCAGCUAUCACACAGGCGUUGAAAGACAUAAAGAAACCCAUUCAAGAUCUGAACGAUGCGUUCGAACAGCAGCAGUGUCAGAGGCAAGUGGGAACUAGACUUGACACAGAGAUAGGUAGGGACGGUACGGCCGGUAAAAUAUUCGACCUUGGCAAACUUACGACGUUCGCCAAACAUAACGGCAAAGGUUCGAAGAAAGAUCUCGAGGAUGCAAUAAACAAUAUAAGAACGAUCGUCCAAGAGGCACUAGAAUGGAGUAAAAUCGGCAUUAAACCAGAUCAAACGGGUCGUAUACUUCAGGCAGAACUUCAACACGUCAGCACUGAACUCGGUAAAUUCGCUGACGCUGUGAAGGGUCUUGUUCAGAACCCAGCUGGCACGGCCAGUAGUAAUGCUCCUGACCAAGGUAGAGGCGUGCAAAAGCUACUAGAUGAUUUACAGAAAAUCUUAGAUAGACAAGGAUCGGGAUACAUGUAUACGCUUCCUCAAGCACUUGAAGAUGUUAAAAAUGAAAUCGUUGCCAUCUUGGAUAAAACUGACAAAGCCAACUUGGCCUAUAUCCUGGCCGAGGCAACCACAUUCCACACCACUACCAUUCCUACUAAGGCCAACGAGACCUUGAAAGCAAUCAAUAAUUACGUUGCUGAUGCCAUAAGGAGAACAACUGAACACAUUAAAAACAAAGCGCAGGGACUAUACGCUGCCCGCAAACAAAUGGAACUUGCAACAUUGAAAAGCAUCGUAAAUGAACAAAAAUCAAAAAUCCAGAACAUCAUUAAGAAAGAUAAUGCGUCCGGUAUAAAGUGCCUACUGUCAAUCAUUGACGGUAACCAUGAAACGCUGUCCCAGAUCUCCGACGCACAUGAUACCAAAACCGCAGCUGUGAAUGCGAAAUGGUAUGUAGAAACACUCACGAAGUAUAUCAAUGAGCAAGUCAAAUCGCCAAGUAACGACCUGCCCAAAAGCAAAGGUACGCAGCCAGUCACCUCCCAAACCACCCCCUCCUCCCAACUGGUCACCCGCCUCCAAUCCCGCACCUACGCCCUCCUCACCCACCUCCACGACAACAAUCGCCCCUUCACCUUCGACUCCAAAUUCCGCUCCCUCCUCCACGACCUGACCUCCGCCCUGUCCACGUUCAACCCCGCUGCCUUCGCGAACCCGCACCACCCGCAACUCCUGGACGCGCUGAAGGCAGGGAUGAAAGGGCUGGUAAAGGAGAUGGAGAAGGCGUAUGUUAAUAGGUAUGACAGUCGGAAGAUUAAGUGGGAGGAGCUGAAGGGUAAACAAGCUACUGAUGAAUUAACCGACGACGCUACGCGCUGCGCCAAGGUGUUUAUGAGCUGCCUGCCGAUGUUGCUUAACGACCUUAGCAAGGUGAAGGAGAGGUGUGGGCAUAAGGGUGAGUGGAGUACCAAACAUCUCCAUAUUGACCAUGAAGUGCAAGACGCGAGGAAACGUAAAAAUCCACUCGGCACGUUUUUCAGGGAUUGCGGAUACAAUGUUCCCACCAGCCAGACGUCCAAGCAGGAUGGAGAGUUGCGAUGUAAGUAUGAAUUGAAGGGUAGCGAUAUAUAUGCUAAACUUGUUGAACAUACAAUAGACGGUGUCCCUGAUAUUCUGAAACACAUUACAGACUGCGAAUCAAAUUAUGAUGAGCAUGGUAAAAAGAAGAAAGAAUCUACGUUUGACGUCGUUGACCUUCUUUCAUGGCUUCACACUCACUUCCACGAUUAUUACACCGGUUUAUCCCUACGCCCCUUUUCACGUCAAUAA